Molecule: messenger RNA, 1825 nt
Organism: Papilio xuthus (Asian swallowtail)
Lineage: Eukaryota; Metazoa; Arthropoda; Insecta; Lepidoptera; Papilionidae
Gene: Ist1
Product: increased sodium tolerance 1-like protein
Exons: 7
Coding region: 94-1203 (369 amino acids)
Biological process (GO): protein transport
Source: RefSeq, a predicted model, not a curated record
ACAUGAACAGGAACUAUUAUUCAUGCAACAAACAAAUAAGUGUAAUACGUCUUACUCAUCAGUAGUUUUGUGAUAUUAAUUAAAGGCCACAAAAUGUUUUCCACAAAUCCGAAUUACACGAAGCUCAAAACUCACUUAAGGCUGGCUAUAAACCGUCUUAAACUACUUGAAAAAAAGAAAACCGAAUUGGCUUUAAAAGCUCGUAAGGAAAUAGCAGAAUACAUAGCUGCUGGUAAAACUGAACGGGCUAAAAUCAGAGUGGAACAUAUAAUCAGAGAGGAUUACAUAGUAGAAGCGAUGGAGAUUGUUGAAAUGUACUGUGACCUGAUACUAGCAAGAUUUGGUCUUGUUACUCAAAUGAAAGAAUUAGAUGAAGGUUUAGCUGAAGCCAUAUCAAGUCUUAUUUGGGUUGCGCCACGAUUGCACACUGAUGUACAGGAACUUAAGAUUAUUUCAGAUUUACUGACAGCAAAGUAUGGUAAGAUUUAUGCAGAUGCAUGUCGCAGUGAGGAUGUGAACACAAUAAGUGACAAACUGAAGCACAAGAUGUCUGUUCAGAGUCCACCAAAAAUACUUGUAGAGAGAUAUCUGAUAGAGAUAGCUAAGAAAUAUAAUGUGGAAUAUGAACCAGAUGAACAAGUUAUGAGAGAGGAAGAGGGUCGAGAUGCAUUGCUAAUUGACAUCAAUGGUCCACCGAUGCCUCCAGGGUUUAUAGGUUACCCGCCUCAACCUCCCAUGCCCCAGAUGCCCAGCAUGCCUAAUUUGCCUGGUCCUACUGUGCAGCCAUUUUCUUAUCCUUCUGUUCAACCUUCAGGUGGGAAAGCUGGUGGAUUUAUAGCAACCCCACCAACCAAUUAUCCGAGUGGCCCCAGCGGUUCACCUAUGAACUAUAACUUGCCUCCAGGAGUUGAUUCAAAGAAUUUAAGUAACAGCUUCCUUCAGGAAGAAAUGCAUAAUCUACCGCCUGCUUAUGAUAGUAUUGCACAUGAUAUGCCGGCACAUGUACCAACACCACAGCCAAGGUCUCGUGUACCACAGAACUAUUUCCCGGAACUACCAGAGUUACCGUCCGUACCAUCAGACUUGCCAUUGCCCUCCGUACCACAAAGCAACGACAACACUCCUAAGGACUCCAGUGCACCUGAUGAAAUAGAUUUUGAAGAUCUCAACAGACGUUUUGAAGAGCUAAAGAAGAAAAAGUGAAGUACUCAACACUAGUGUAUAUUUAAUUUGGCACGUUAGCAACAAGGAUACUCUUCUAUUUAGUGUGCCAACUUAAGUAUUUGUUGUACAAUGCUUGCAUAUUAUUUGGUUAUAAAAUGAAUUUUCGUUAUAAAUUGAAAUAAGUUAUAAUUAUUAACUUUUUUUUUAGGUUAUAAUAUGUUUAAUAAACAAGAUUUUUUUACGCUAGAUAUUAUAUUGGUUAAAAAUUAAGUUACAAGUUUCAUAAUAAUGUUACGACAAUACUUUAAAUGCUUUAUUUAUAGAGUAAAAAUAUUGAUGAUAAAAAUAAAUAUUAAAUCUAUAAAAUAUUUUAACGAGCAUUAAACCGACAUAUAUAAUUCAUAAAAUGGUUAUUGAAAAAAUUGCUUCAGAUUGCUAGUUUUACAUUGAUUAUUAGAUCUUCAUUUUAUUAAAAUGUAUGAAUAUAUUAUUGUAAAUAUUUAAUUUAAGGACAUAAUUUGUACUUUAAAUCUGAUUAUUGUAACAAAUUCAUUUAUUCCAUGCAUUUUAACUACUGAAACACUUUGAAAAUAUAUAUAUAUUUUUAAUCUCUGACGUCCUCAUUGAAAAAAAAAAUUAAAAUGUGUUUGAGUAGUGAAAA